Molecule: messenger RNA, 3914 nt
Organism: Puntigrus tetrazona (Sumatra barb)
Lineage: Eukaryota; Metazoa; Chordata; Actinopteri; Cypriniformes; Cyprinidae
Gene: clcn2b
Product: chloride channel, voltage-sensitive 2b
Exons: 25
Coding region: 176-2938 (920 amino acids)
Biological process (GO): chloride transport; transmembrane transport
Cellular component (GO): membrane
Molecular function (GO): voltage-gated chloride channel activity
Source: RefSeq, a predicted model, not a curated record
AACUUGUUUCUCCGCGCGGAGCCGCAGCAGUCAGUCACGCAGCGUGACGUUACGCAAGAGCCGCGUCUCCACGCUCGCGUGUGUCCGUCGUUUCGCGAGCUCUCCUCCGCGCGUGUGGGUGUGUGAGAGUGUGUGUGAGAGUGUGUGUGAGUGUGUGUGUGCGCGAGCCGCAGUCAUGGCUGUGGACGGAACGGAGCAGCGCGCGCUGCAGUACGAGCAAACUUUGAUGUAUGGCCGCUACACUCAGGAGCUGGGUGUUUACGCUAAAGAGGAGGCCGCCCGGAUCCGAGAGGAUGGACGUCACCGGCGCUCGCUCUCUGAGCGCGGCCCGCCGCUCAAACUCCUGGAGUACGAGAAGGGACGGUGUGUCAGGUGUCGGAGGUUUCCAUAUGCCCUGGAAUCAUCACGGCCGGACUUUUUUUCUGUCUGUGCAGUGCACUGCCAGCGGUUCCUCAUGUCGCGGGUCGGCGAGGACUGGAUCUUCCUCAUCCUGCUGGGACUCGUCAUGGCUCUGGUCAGCUUCGUUAUGGACUUCUGCAUCGCCCUUCUCCUGCAAGCACAGAAGUGGAUGUACGGCGGCUUGGACAGUAACGUCAUCCUGCAGUAUUUAGCCUGGGUCACGUAUCCCGUGGUUCUCAUCAGUUUCUCGGCGGGCUUCACGCACAUCGUGGCCCCGCAGGCCGCCGGGUCCGGUAUUCCCGAGAUGAAGACCAUCCUCCGGGGAGUGGUGCUGAAGGAAUAUCUCACCUUAAAGACGUUCGUGGCCAAAGUGGUGGGGCUGACCUGCGCGCUGGGCAGCGGGCUUCCUCUGGGCAAGGAGGGUCCCUUUGUGCACAUCGCCAGCUUGUGUGCCGCUCUUCUCUGCAAAUUCAUGUCCUUCUUUGGCGGCAUUUAUGAGAACGAGUCCAGGAACAUCGAGAUGCUUGCGGCGGCCUGCGCUGUCGGGGUCGGAUGCUGCUUUGCUGCUCCUAUCGGAGGCGUGUUGUUCAGCAUUGAAGUCACCUCCACGUUUUUCGCCGUGAGAAACUACUGGCGCGGGUUCUUCGCUGCUACGUUUAGUGCCUUCAUCUUCCGCGUUCUGGCCGUGUGGAACCGAGACGAAGAGACCAUCACGGCUCUCUUUAAAACGCGCUUCAGGCUGGACUUCCCCUUUGACCUCCAAGAGCUUCCGGCGUUCGCUGUGAUCGGAAUCGCCAGCGGCUUCGGCUGGGCUUUGUUUGUGUAUCUGAACCGGCUAAUUGUGCAGUUUAUGCGAAAACAGAAAACUAUUAACAAGUUCCUCAUGAAGAAGCGUCUGUUGUAUCCCGCUCUCGUCACUCUACUGGUUUCAACACUCACUUUCCCUCCGGGUUUUGGCCAGUUCAUGGCCGGACAGCUUACACAGAAGGAGACUCUGGUUUCUUUUUUUGACAAUCGCACUUGGACGAAGCAAGGAAUGACGGAGGACUUUAAUUAUGAAAGUCACUCGCACGCCUGGAAACAUCCGCAGGCCAACGUCUUUGUGAUCCUUGUCAUCUUCAUCGUUAUGAAGUUCUGGAUGUCUGCCUUAGCAACUACUCUUCCUGUACCAUGUGGAGCCUUCAUGCCUGUGUUCGUCAUUGGGGCUGCGUUCGGUCGUUUGGUCGGGGAGAGCAUGGCUGCAUGGUUUCCAGAGGGCAUUAAUACAGACGGAACCAUCUAUCCCAUAGUUCCCGGAGGAUACGCCGUUGUGGGUGAGAGCUUCAACAGACACUCAUCACACGGCGUUAUCCGAGCGGUCAGAGUCUUGAUCGUGUUUGAGCUGACGGGUCAGAUCAGUCACAUUCUGCCCAUCAUGAUCGCUGUCAUUCUCGCCAACGCCGUCGCUCAGAGUCUUCAGCCGUCCAUCUACGACUCCAUCAUCCGCAUUAAGAAGCUGCCGUACCUCCCCGAGCUCGGCUGGGGCCACCACGAGAAGUAUAAUAUUCGUGUGGAGGACAUCAUGGUCAGAGAUGUUCGUUACAUCACGCUCAACUCCAGCUACAGAGACCUUCAUGAGAUCCUGCUCAUAGGGAACCUCAAAACAGUUGCCCUGGUCGAGUCUGCAGAGUCCAUGAUUCUGCUGGGCUCUAUUGAGCGUGCUCAGUUACAGGCUCUCCUCGCGCAGCAUCUGAGUCGCGAGCGGCGCCUGGAGUUUAUUCGCGAUCGCAUCGACGCCGAGAGAAAGCGUGUGUCUGUGGUCAGCACUCCCAGCAGCGAGGAGGGGGGGCAGAAGGUCAACCACGAGGUUCGCUUCCAGAUCUCCACAGAAGAGUCAUCGUUCACUCCGACUCGUCCCAUCUCACCUAAACCUCUCAAACCUGCGCUGAAGAGGACGUCUGCUUCCGAGAAAAACAUCGAGAUCCCCACGAGUGAUUCUGGCAUUGGCUUGAAGAAUCUGUUAUGUGCUCGACCUCAGACUGAUACAGUGGAGAAUAAUAACGUGGAGCUCUCGGUGGCUCCUGACUUCAGGCCUCUCAAACGCGUCAGGAUCUCACUCCUGGAGGAUCCAGAUGCAGAGGAUGACAUGACUCUUGGCGAGAUUGAGGAGUGGGAGGAGCAACAGCUUGACGAGCAGGUGAACUUCAACAGCUGCAAGAUUGACCCCGCCCCCUUCCAGCUGGUGGAGCGCACUUCACUGCACAAGACUCACACCAUCUUCUCUCUGCUGGGUUUGGAUCACGCUUACGUCACCAGCAUCGGGAGACUUAUAGGAGUAGUUUCUCUGAGAGAGUUGCGUAAAGCCAUCGAGGGCUCGAUGACGGUGAAAGGCGUGAAGGUUCGUCCGCCGCUGGCGAGCUUCAGAGACAGCGGCACCAGCGGCACCAGCAGCGAAAGCGAAGCCACCGAGCUCCACAAACUCUGGGACCGUCACACCAGCAUCAGCAUUCCUCGAGAACACCAGCCCAACGCCUCCGACUCGGACGAGAAGUCGCAGUGACCCAAAAACCCUCGCCAUCCACCUCCCUUCUGGAGAAUCAGGGACUCUCUGCGUAUGCGUGCGUUUAUGUGUGUGUGUGUCUGAUGCUUUCAUCUUUGACGUCGGCCACCGUUCCCUUUUUUCGCUAGAAACGUGAAGCACAAGAUCCGUUUGUGGUUUUUAUAUAUUGGGGGAAUCUCAGUUCUUUCUUUUUUUCUCGCACUUACGACAUUUUUUUUUCUUGCAGUUACGCCUUUUCUCCUCACUAUGGACUUUUUUCUCGCUAUUCUGAACAAUUCUCACAAUUGUUUUCUUUUUAUCACAGUUUCUUGUGAUCUUCCUUUUCUUGUUAUUUUGACUUUUCUAGCUACACUUUUGCAUUGCAACUAAAUUUUUUUUUUCUCGUGAUUGUCUUUCUAGCCCUUGACUUUUCUCGCUCGUCUUUAUCUCAUAACUACGAUUUUUCUCGCAAUUGAGAAUUAGAACUAUUUUCACAAUUAUAACUUUUUGUCGCAAUUAUGACUUUUCUUCUGGCAAUUAACUACAAUGUUGACUUUCAUAAUUAAUUUUUCGCAAUUAUGACAAUUGUAAUCAAGACUUUUCUUUUCACAAAUAUAAAUUUAUUUUUGCAACCAACUUUCUUCGCACAUAGGACUUUUUAUUUGCAAUAUAUUUUUUCUGCAAUUUCGACUCUCGCAGCUAACUCUUUCCACAGUUGCGACUUUUUGUUUUGAAUGACUUUUCUUCUCAACGUAUUUUCUUCUGGCAGUUGCCCUUUUUUUCGCAAUUAUGGCGACUUCACACAAUUGGACUUUUUAUCGCAAUUACAACUUUUUCGUAAUUGCUUUCUCCUUGAAAUUAUGGCGCUUCUCACAAAUGACUUUUUGCAGUUGACUUUUUUUUCACGGCUAUAACUUUUCUUUGUGCAUUUAUGUUUUUUUUCGCAAUUCUGACACUUUUUUCGCAAUUAUGACCCUUUUCUCGCGAUCCUGAAUUU